GAGAAGUGAAAAGUUAGGUUAAAGCUUCGGGGAGCGCGGCGAAGUAUCUGGUCACGAGGGUUGAAGAUGCCUCGCUACGAUGAUCGUUACAGCAGCAAUGACCGAUACGGUGGUGCGCGUCUCUAUGUUGGCCACCUCUCCUCUCGAACAAGGGAACGCGAUCUUGAACACCUCUUCAGCAAAUACGGAAGGUUUCUUGACCUGGAGGGUUUGUGGUGAGAGAGAGGGUUCACCUUGGUGGUGUUCUGUUUGUUGUAUUGGUUGCGUGUUUUGGUGGUGAACAUGGCAACAAUCUCAAUUCUGGUGUUUUGUUCUGCCGUUGUUGGUGGUCAAGUAUUAUAGCAGCUACACCAGUAGCGUUUGUUAAAAGUAAAAUGAUGGCCUUACUGUUUCUGGCUAACCAUUUCCGCAGAAUUCGAGAUUUGGACAUGAAGCGAGACUAUGCCUUCAUUGAGUUCAGCGAUCCUAGAGAUGCGGAUGAUGCGAGGUACAGGCUGGACGGAAGAGACUUUGAUGGAAGCCGUAUCACUGUGGAGUUUGCCAGAGGGACACCUCGUGGUUCCCGUGACUUUUCCUCGAGCAGAGGCCCUCCUCCCCCAGGGAGUGGUCGUUGCUUCAACUGUGGUCUCGAAGGACACUGGGCUCGUGAUUGCUCUGCUGGUGACUGGAAGAACAAAUGUUAUCGAUGUGGAGAUAGGGGUCACAUUGAGAGGAACUGCAAGAACAGUCCUAAGAAGCUCAGGCGGGACGCAAGUUACUCAAGAUCGCCGGUUAGGUCUCGGUCUAGGUCUCCUCCUCGUCGCAGAAGAAGAAGCCCCAGCAGAAGCUAUAGCCGUGACCGUAGCUACAGUCGCUCCAGAUCUCCGGUUAGGAAGGAAACGGAUCGUAGCCCUGAAGCUGCAAGGAGCAGAAGCCCUGAAGCUGCUAGGAGCAGAAGCCCUGAAGCUGCUAGGAGCAGAAGCCCUGAACUAAUGGUGGACAACUCUCCUCCAUCAAAAGAUAGGAAGCGAAGUUUGACUCCUGAAGAAGGCAGUCCAAUGCGUGAGAAGAACAGCCCCAAGGAGAAUGAAUUGAGCCCGAGAGGAAACGAUGGUGGAGGUAUUGGAACCAAUGAGCAAGACCGAAGCCAUAGUCCCAGAGAAGACCGUAGCCCUGUGGAGGAUGAUGACCAGUGAAGAGUGGGGAAACAAAUAUUGGUGAUUGCUUAAGAGUGUCCUCAAAAGACUUUUAAUGGUUUUAGACAACUGUAAUGGAUUCUGUUAUUUCUCCUGAAUGUUUGGUUGGAGGCUUGGCUUUGUAGUUCUGACUGUUUCGUUUUUCUGAAAUCUUAUCUGAUUCUCAGUUAUUAUGAGUCCUA
Messenger RNA from Brassica rapa (field mustard), 1357 nucleotides. RefSeq names its product serine/arginine-rich splicing factor RS2Z33. Lineage: Eukaryota; Viridiplantae; Streptophyta; Magnoliopsida; Brassicales; Brassicaceae. Gene Ontology annotation, molecular function: RNA binding; zinc ion binding. The record is from RefSeq and is a predicted model, not a curated record.